AUGUAAACCCAUAUGCAAAAGUUUUUAGAAGAUUGAAGGACUAUCCAUCAAUGGAUGAAGUUCGACUGCAUAUCUCAAAGGAUGCAAAAUUAAACCAGCGCGUGUAUAAUUGUCCGACAACUGAUCAAGUCGCAGCAAUAUGGGUUGGAGGAAAUAAUGUUAAUAUUCCCUUUGAACGUGACAUUGUCAUUCAUGCACAUUCAGGUAGACAUAGAAUAAAGCAUUAUUUUGGAUGUUAUGAUCCACUGCAAUAUCCCCUCCUUUUUCCAAGAGGUGAUGGUGGUUGGCAUAAAAAAAAUUUCAAGUUAGCUUCUGAUGGAAAUUCUACGCAGAAAGAAGGUACAAUAUUAAUUUUUUUAUGUUUAGUGCUUUGUAUUUUAUAUAUUAAUAUGACAUUUUAUUUUGUUUUUAUUUUUGCCGAAGCAAUUGCAAGAUUACAACCUAUCAAUGAUGUUGAUGUGAAAGAGAGUUUGUCAAAAUCUCCCAAAUCCCCAAGUCUUCUGCCAAAGAAUCAAGAGGCGUCACAAAAAAAGCAAGUUCAAAGAAGAAAACGCGUCGCUGACAAGAUGAAGGAAGACACCGAUGAUA
Molecule: messenger RNA, 588 nt
Organism: Striga hermonthica
Lineage: Eukaryota; Viridiplantae; Streptophyta; Magnoliopsida; Lamiales; Orobanchaceae
Source: the annotation of a GenBank genome assembly